GAUUUUCUUUUUUGUUUUCGUUUUUUUGUUGCUGCUUCUUCGCUCUCCAUUCUCACUUAUUUAUCCUUGAUUUUUCUAAUUCAAGAUUAAAUGGAGGAUUUUAUUGUUUAUACUAGCAAUAUGAGCAGUUGGUUCAACUCAUCAGUAGCCGCACUCCAUCAUGGUUUCAUUAGAAGUCUCCCACAAUAUUGCGUCAAUAGUUCUUAGGGUUUUCGGACGAUUUAUUCAUUACAUUUAUCUGUAUCUUGCUGGCAAGUCAACAAUGAACUAUUGCGCCAUGGAGACGACGGUGAUGAUCGCUAAAACUGAAACAAAGAAAGAGUGGUUUCUAAAGAUGUACAUUGUACAAUACUACAAUGGACUGGUUUUGUUUGAAUUCAAAGAAGAGACAGCUUGAGGAAUGGUGACACUCAUUGUCAUUGAACAAAGGACAAUUAAAGGUGCCAACUUUUAAAACAUAAAUCAGUUCAUACUCCACCACCCCCACAUGUUCUAUCUUCCAGUUGCUAACAAAUCACUCAACCCAAUUUCCCACUUUUUAUACGAAUCAAUUUCACAUAUUCAUUACCACUAUCAUUUCAAAAAAAAAAAAAAAAAAAAAAAAAAGAAUGACCACCGGUCAACUAAUAUUAAUCCUCCUCACCAUCACCUCACUUUUCUCCACCACCAUCUGCCACCGUCCUCUUUCCACCAACCACCACUGCAACCGUCACAACCUACCGUCACAAAAACUUCUCCGACCAGACCAAUUCACCGUCCUAAUCAACGGCUACUCAGAAUCACGCAUUCCGAUCCUACACACAAUCACCGGAAUCUACUCAUCCUCUCCAUCAGUAGCUGCAGUGGUUCUGCUAUGGGGAAACCCUAACACACCGUCAACAACCCUAACACACCUCUCACACAACCUCUCAACCUCAUCUCCAGGCCACGCGCCAAUCACCGUCAUCCGGCAACCAUCAUCCAGCCUCAACGCGCGGUUCCUCCCGCGCGCGUGGAUCUCCACGCGCGCCGUACUCAUCUGCGAUGACGACAUUGAAACCGAUACAAAAUCGAUCGAAUUCGUGUUCAAUAUCUGGAGGAACAAUCCGGAACAACUCGUAGGGUUGUUUGCUAGAUCUCACGCGUUUGAGUUAACCAGCGGCACGUGGAUCUACACGGUUCAACCGGAUCGGUACUCGAUUGUGUUAACGAAGUUUAUGAUGAUGAAAACAGAGUAUUUGUACCUGUAUAGCUGUGGAGGGGGUGAAUUGAUGACGCAAGCAAGGUUGAUUGUUGAUGAGAUGAGGAAUUGUGAAGAUAUUUUGAUGAAUUUUGUAGUGGCGAAUGUGACUAGUGUGGGGCCGGUUUUGGCCGGAGCUAAAAGAGUGAGGGAUUGGGGUGACGCGAGGAACGACGGUCAAAAAGCGUUGACUGCGGCGGAGGAGGUGGCGGUGGGGUUGAGUAGUAGGAAGAAGGAGCAUAGGAAGAGGAGAGGAGAGUGUAUAACAGAGUUUCAUAGGGUUUUGGGGAAGAUGGGGUUGAGGUAUAGUUAUGGGAAGGUGGUUGAUUCUGUUGGUGAACAGGGGCUUUGUCAAAAAGGUGGCAAAUUGGUGUUUUGUGAUCAACAAUUUUUCAAAUGAAAAUAACCGGUAAAGUGGUGCUGUUCAAGUCCUGUAAAAGUACGGAUUUAAGGAUUGUAUAUUACGGGAUGUGUAUGUUUAACGAUAACCGUUUGCUAAGUAUCAUUUAUGACGACUGUAGUUAGUUUUGCUAAGUAUCAUUUAUGACGACUGUAGUUAGUUUUGAAAGCUUUAGGUUUUUUAUGGUUUAGUAAUAGAAGCAAAUGUAAAAAUAUAGAGUGGGAUCAUUGGUGUAAAUUUGUUUUCAUGUA
Helianthus annuus (common sunflower) is the source of this 1870-nucleotide messenger RNA. RefSeq names its product glycosyltransferase family protein 64 C3. The coding region runs from base 609 to 1619 and encodes 336 amino acids. The transcript has a single exon. Gene Ontology annotation, cellular component: membrane. The record is from RefSeq and is a predicted model, not a curated record. NCBI's taxonomy places the organism in Eukaryota, Viridiplantae, Streptophyta, Magnoliopsida, Asterales, Asteraceae. Gene Ontology annotation, molecular function: glycosyltransferase activity.